AUCACAUCUUGACUAAAAGAACGCACAUAAAUAUUUGGACAAUUUGGUUAACGCCUGAUUUAUUGAAAUUUAUUACAAACAUGGGCAUAAAAUAGCGUACACAUGAAGAAUUUUAUCAAAAUCAAGGGAUGAUCGAAAAUUCCGCACAUAUGAUCAAUGAUUCUAAAACUAUUAAUUGAUUGAUUUGAUCGAUUAGUCUUUUAAUCAUGUUAAACAGAGUUGCAAACCUUGGUUCGAACUCUCAAAUUCCCCGCGGUAAUACUUUAACUAACGAGCGAAACUCGGAAAAAAAGAAAAGGUCGAUUUUUCGCACAUCUCGUUCAGCAUCGAAAUCGCGUCAAAACAUAUCAUCAUCUGCUAUAUGGAAUAAUCAUAGUAGUAGCAACAUUAGAUAUGAUAAUAGUAAUAAUAAAGACAAUGAAUAUUUUUCAUAUCCAAAGGACUUAUCCUGGGAACAAAUAAUAACGAAUGAUGGCUUUAAAAAGCAUUUUCUUAAAAUAUUUUGUGAAAAAGUACGUGAAGGAGAUCAUUUUAAAACUAUAAGAAUUAAUGGUUCAACAACGGCAGGAUCAGUUGUUAAAGAGUUAGUUGACACUUAUUAUUUAAAAUAUGGGACACGUGAUGAUUUUUGUUUAUAUGAAAUUAUUGGACAUAUUCAACCAGUUUCAUCUCAUUUAUCAGCUACACCUAUUUGGUCUUUCACUGAACGUAAUACUCGUCAAAUAGAUUUAAAUGAAAAUAUUAUCUCAUUAUUACAGAACACCAUUCCAGGUUACGGAUUAUGCCGGAGAUUAGAACUUAGACCCGUAAACAGUGACCAUAAUACAACUGGAUCCAUGUUUAUGAAAGAAAGUAGAGGUGUAGAUGGUUCACAGGCUAGUUUACGAGGUUCUGUUUCAGCUUCUCAAACUACAUUAAAUUCAUCAAGAUCUUGUACACCUGUAAAUGGGAUUACACACUUCAAAGAUUCUCGACGAGGUCGUGCAUUUAGAGGACUACAAAUUCCACAUGGACCUUAUUUCCUUUUAUUACGUGGUAAUCAACCAGAUCGUGAUGUUCUUUUGCAUGAUGUUACCAAAUUAAUCAUUGAUAAUGCAAUGCAGUCAUAUAUGACUAUUGGUUAUGGGAAACACGUUAAUAUUCGGCUAUAUCCUACACCAUCUGAAAUGAAUUCAUCUGAAGGGGAUUGUAUUAUUGCAAAAGUUGUAGGUUAUAAUGUACUAAACACAUCAAAUAAUUCAUCUAAGGAAAGUUUAGUAUUUCUUGAACCAUGGGAUCAGAGUAUUGAUCCUACUGUUAGUUCUAGUGGUCCGAUGACACCUAAUAGUUUUCAUCGUAUACAAGAUAAUAUUGAGAUUUAUGUUAAUGAUAACUUGGUCAAACCAUCUUGUUCACUGAAAUUCCAAAGACAACAACUUCGUCCUGGUGAUCUCAUCUUUUUUGGUUCACGUAAACGUGGUUAUGUAUAUUUAUUUAAAGAUCCAAGGUGUAUACCUGACCAUAAAUUAGAACUUUCAUUUACAAAAAAUGAUACUGGUAGUAUUAAUAAUAUGGAAAUAAACAGAAACGUGAAAAAUAUCAAGGCAAAUGUAUCCAAUGAUAAUGAUAUCACUCCGCGUUCAUCAGGACACGACAGUUCGAGUGUUUAUUCAUCCUCUGUACUCGAAGAUAUGAAACAAUUCAAAGCAAUUCCAGCAUUAAAUGAAUUGGAAUGGAUAAUUGAGCCAUUGCUAGUUCCAUUGAAAAUUUCUGAUUCAACAUCUUUAUCAACUUCGGUAUCAACUUCUUCUCUGUCAUCAUCCAUUUCACAGAAAUUAAUAAGUUUAGAUGCAUUAGGUGUAUGGGAUAUCAAAACCGAUUCAAUAUUAGAACCAUGGAGAUCAGCAUGUUUGUUAAGUUUAUUGAUUAGAGCUAUUGGAUUGACUAAAUUACGCAAUGACAAUACUACUGUUACUACUUCUUCAGUCACUACUCAUAAACAUAUCAAUAGUACUGUGAAGAAUGGUAUUAAUACUAAAAAUCCAGGAUUUAACACAUUAAGGAAUAAUUCCAUUGAACAUCUUUUUAAACAAAUCACAUCAAUAUUAUCUAAUUAUCAAAAACGUGCAGAGUUGACUGAAUCUGGUCGAAUAGUCUUCCAAUUUUGGCUUAGUUUAUUCUUCUACGACUUGGCUAUCUACCUCACACCCAAUUGGCUUACGCAUGACAUUAAAUGUCCUUCAGUUGGUACAGUAGAUGUUAAAGAUAAUACAUCCUCUUUGUUAUCACAACCGACCUCACCUAGUUCAGAAAAUCGCCAUCAGAAUACUUCCAAAUCAGAUUUAUCUUUAAAUCAUUUGUUCGGUGAACUGCUAGCUCCUGAAACGUUGGCAGAGAUCGAAGAAAUUAGAAAAUUAUCAUAUACACUAGCUGACCAAAUAAUUGAUCAAUUAAUUAAAACGACAUGUCAUUCUAUUUCACCGUACAUUUCUGCGUUGUAUCAAUCCUCUCCACAUGAUUCCCCACUUCGUUCACAACCUGACAGAAUUUAUUUUACGUCACCAACUGAAUGGACAUGUAGUCGGUCUGAAUUAUCCAAAUGGUUAGAUCGAUUGGCUUCAUGUUUUGAUGCAGCUUUCUAUCCAUCUGGUGGUACACCAAUAUCUGUAUUAAAUGAUAAUGAAAAUUUGUCUACCAAUUCUGACUCAGUACAUUCACUUGUAAGUAAUAAGAGCCAGAAUGGUAUAUCGUUCAAUAACAGAGUAAACAAUCAACAACACUAUCGUCGAACACAUCAACAAUCGAAUCAAUUAGUACCUAAUUUACAAAAAUAUUCAGAAACUAGUGAUUUGAGUAUGUCAGGUGGUGAUUCAGAUAUGGAUAAUGAAUAUUAUUCAGGGUAUAAUAAACCAGUACAAAUGAAAAACAUCAAUCUUCCGGAUGAUGAAGUAUUCUCAACAGAUUGUUCAAAACAUAAUACAAUGCAAUCUAUAGACCAUAGUUUUUCACAUCAUUCAAUGAAUUCAACAAUGAAUCGUUUAGAGGCUAUAUUUUGGCGUCGAUUAUUAGCUAAUAUUUCUUAUGAAAUACUGAAUACUAUACUUUUCACAGGAACUGUUAAAAUUGAUCAUGAAACUGGUACACACUUACUCAAUGGAAUUAAUUGGUUAGAUAGUUGGCUAAGAAUUCGUAGACUGGAUAAACAUAAACGUCCGUUGAAUAUAAUAAUUCAAGUUGCAAAUUUGUUAGCUACACCUAGAAAACAACUUCUAAAGAUGACUUGGAAUGAAAUGCGAGAAGCUUAUUCUUACAUCCCACCUGCUCUGUUGCGAUUUUUAUUAGAAGAGUAUGAAGACGGAUUCGGUGCACAGAAUGCAAAUAGUUGGAGUAUUGAUGAAAAAGAUGCAGCAGUGGUAGACGAAGAUCCUACUGACUUAAUCGAAAUAGCAUUAAAAGGAUGGAGAUCUAAAGAGCGGUUACUUCCAGGAAAAACAUAUGCUAAUCAAUCACCUAUUUAUAAACCUGUGGAUCCGUAUGGUUUGUGUGUCCAGAGUGCUAUGCAGACCUGUGUUAAUCAAUUAGAUGGAAAAUUAUCUGCUAUUCAAUCACCUGUAAUUUAUUUUCGAUGGCAAGAAUUAAUGCGUGAAUUCCCUCCACCGAGAGUUAUGCCACAGAUUCAUAUAAAUCAUAACCAUACAUUUAAUAGAUCAACUAUACGAAAUAAAUUGGCAAUUGCAAAUCGUAAACGAUUACCAAUACGAUCUAACAAUGGUAGAAUGAGUAUAUCACCUUCAGUGAUGAAUCAAAAUACUACUCUUAUAGAAAAUUCAGAAUUUUCACCUUUACCAAAUAAAACACAAACAAGUCAAUUUGACAUUUCAGUGAAAUCAGUUGAUCAAACUUCUAAAUUUUCUAAUGAUAUGAAACCAAAACCAUCGAGUGGUGAACCAGUAUGGGGUGGUAGUCAUUCUUCAGGAAUGAACAAUCCACAAGAUACUAGUAUGGAUAGUAAACAAAAAGCAUUAUACUAUCUCAAAGGAUUGGCUGCUUCAAUUGGUGGUAUAGAUUUAAUUGCUAAUGCUAAUGGCGAUCAAGAUUUUUUACCUGAGUCGAAAUAUUUGAAUAAUCCUCAAAUGGGAAGUAAAGUUAAUGACUAUCCACAAGAAAAUGUUUACCACAGUCAAGUGUUUAAUCGAAAAGUUAUCAGCCCUCAUUGGCAAAAUCAAAUGUUAGAGACUAACAGGACAGAAAUUCCAGUAUCUCCUUGGUAUCAUGAUCCUCGACUUCAAGUUCCAAAUGGAUUAUCACAAAGCCUAGGCGAUUUUAAUAAUGGUUUCAGACCCCCCUCAAAUGCUCCUUCACUGAGUCGUCUAAACAUGGAUCAAUUAAAUGAAACAGCCAAUGAUUGGAAACAAUAUCGAAUGUCAUUACUGGGUCAAGGAUUAGACAAAAUUCGAACUUCAAAGGCAGGAUCUAGAUCAGUUACUCCAAGAUUGAUAUCCAGUCGUAAUGUGAGCAGUAGCAUGUCAAAUUUGCCAAUAAAUCAGUUUAAAAUUCCAGAUAUGAUUAUUCAAGAGGCAGCAGAUAAUAUUUCAGAAGUAGUUAGCGAAUUAGAUCGAGGCAGAGAUACAGAUUCUGAUGCUAUGAGUUCCGUUAAUUUAUUGGAUAUCAAUCCAGAACGAGCACUUAGCGAUGUAUUAGCACGUAGUGGUUUGGGAAAUUCCGUUUCAAAUGUAACACUUUAUAAAGAACCAAACUCUGGUUUCGGUUUAGUAUUAGUUGACGGUGAGCGCACUAGCCUUGAUCAACCAGGUAUAUUCGUCAAAUCUGUUGCUCCCAACAGUGUGGCUGAAAUGAAUGGAACAUUUAGACUAGGCGAUCGUAUUUUAGCAAUAAAUGGACGCGAUCUAACAAGCAUGACGUAUAAAGAUGAAAUUAUAACCAACAUCGAUUGUGAAGGAGAAAAUUGAGAAUUAUGCUCUAGACUAUUCUCGAUGGAAUUAUUGACCAUUCUGCUGCAUCACAAUUAGUUAGUAAUCUCUUAUAAGGGAAUUCUGAUUCAGAUGUAUUCAGAUGAGAAUCUUUACUGUUUAUACACAGAAAGAAAUUUUCGACAAGGUUUAGUGCUCUAGCUCUCUUACGACAAUGUGUCAGUCAAACAACUUUCACUGUUCUUCGUUGUAAUCUGCCUGACCCACAAGCUUUGUUGAAACGUAAAGAAAUAUGAACAGAACAUGUAUGAACAGCUAUCGUAACAAAAGCGACGAAUUCAUAUUUUCCUGUAGACUAUAUAUGUGGUUUCCAGGAAUUCAUUUGAAUUUCAUUACAGAUUCUAGUACUCAGUAUUAUUUUACAAGUUUAUUUCAAUUUUAACUACCGGAUAAAUUCACAAGAUAUGAGACGUAGGAAAAUUAAAAUGAGAGCAUCAUCUAUACAUUUCUUUUUUCAUUUAUAAAAUGUAUCGAACCAUUCUUUUUUUUUUCAAAAACAAUUAAAUACGCCAAAACUUCCUUCAAUAUGUAUCUGAACAGAGUACAUCUUAAAGAAAUAAUUUUACUCUAUUAUUAAUAUUAUUUGAAUUUGGAGUUAAACAACAGUAAUCCAAGUUGACAGUACCUUCUUAUUAACUAAUCUUUUUUUCUUUAUACAAUCUUUUCCCCGUAUAAAAUUUGUUUAAAUUAUAAAAACCUUUAUUUUUUCCACUUUAUUCAAGAAGAUAAUAUUUCACACAUGGAAGAUCUUCAUAUCUUUACAUUUUUUCUUUAAAUUCUUAUAUUCUAACUGUUUUAUAAAAACCCAAAUAAGUAAAGUUUAUUGACAAAAGUUAAUAAUUAUGUUGAAGAAAAUAAACAAAUCUAUAUAAAUGCCUACAUAUAAUCAACAAAUUUAUCUAGACAUAUCGUUUAUGUAUGUUUGAUUUUUUUUCUUUUUUUGUUUAACUUAUCUCAUUUCAGAUAAUCGACUUUUUUUUAAAAAAAAGGAAUAAUUUUGUAGGUAUAUUUUGAUCAGUUUACAAAUUUGUUUUAUAUUUUUACAUCUUUAUAUUAUUACUUAAAUAUUUUUAUCAUUACAUAUUUCAUUCAAAUAAAUUAAAAAGAAAAGAGUUCUAUCAACAAACGUUGAAGACAAAGUUCCCAUCCCAACGGACCAAAUUUAAUCUUACUACAAGCAAUCACAAUUACCGUUGGUUUGUAAAAAUAUAUAAAUACAAAUUAUGGAGUAAUCAGUUUAUUCAGAACCUAGAUGGAACCUGUCCUGCUUUCUGGGAUUGAUUUCACAAUCCGCUUCACAUAGUCUACAGAAUACCAGGAGAACUAGUAUUUCAGACACAACUGGUUGCAAAGUUGAUCUUAAAGGUCGUCAUGCACACAGAAUAAACCAUCGUGAAGAAUGGUA
Schistosoma spindalis is the source of this 6375-nucleotide messenger RNA. The record is from the annotation of a GenBank genome assembly. NCBI's taxonomy places the organism in Eukaryota, Metazoa, Platyhelminthes, Trematoda, Strigeidida, Schistosomatidae.